Molecule: messenger RNA, 1830 nt
Organism: Caenorhabditis briggsae
Lineage: Eukaryota; Metazoa; Nematoda; Chromadorea; Rhabditida; Rhabditidae
Exons: 11
Coding region: 1-1830 (609 amino acids)
Molecular function (GO): 5'-3' DNA helicase activity
Source: RefSeq, a predicted model, not a curated record
AUGACAGAAAAUCAGAAUCUGUACUCAGGUUUCUUCUUGCAAUCUACUUCGGAGAAGGAAAAUGGGGAUAAUUCGAUCCGCGUAGAGAACAACUUGGAUACUACAAUCGGACCGCAAUCUGCACAUUCCCCGGAGCCCCACUCCCGGGAAAAUGUUCCUCUCCAUAACCUGACUAUAGAUGAUGCUCCAGAGUCACUGAAGCUGCAAGAUGUUGUCGACAACCUCCAAGUGGAAGCAAAAAAGCUUUUGAAUCUCAUAGACAGAGUCCUACCGCCGAUGAACUUAAAUAAAUCGCAGCUUAUUGCUGUAAGAAUGUCUAUGAAUGAAGAUAGACCUCUUGUUUGUAUUCAAGGAGGGCCAGGAACUGGAAAAACGUAUACGCUGGCCCAUUUACUCUUUCGAAUCAUGAGAGCAAAGAAGCGAGUCGUUGUUUUAACAUCUACCAAAGAAGCACUGAAAAUUUUGAAAGAGAUGACUGAAAAAUUACUCAAAGAACGAGAACAGGAAUUUCAGGUUCAUGAACAUGCUCUCAUGGAUAUAAACACGUACUUGGCUCUAAUUGAUGCGUCAGAACAAGCAAAGGAUGCAGUACACCAAUUUAAAGAUGCGCAAUUUGAAGAAGGUGCUCACGGAGAUUACUCGGAACGCCGUCGUCGUCUAGAGAUACCAGUUUGUAGUGAAGCUGGAAAUGAGAUCCUAAAACACGUUAAAGUUGUAUUUUCCACAAUCAAGAGUUCGUUUGUUGACGUUGUGAUGGAGUCCGAAUCGUUUAAACCGGACAUGUGUGUUAUCGAUGAAGCUUCUCAAGUGUUGGAAUGUCAGAAGUGGCCAACAACAUUGAAAGGGAAGAAGCUAGUAUUGGCAGGAGACCCCAAGCAGCUUCCAGCAUUUGUUAACAUGAAACUUGGAAGAUAUGUGAAGCCCAAUCAAUCAGUAAUGGAACGUCUCAUGCUGAAGAAGGAAAACUAUAGUUGGGUGAUGCUUAACACCCAGUAUCGAAGCCACGAAGAAAUUACCCAUUGGUCGAACACAUGCUUUUAUGACUGCGCUCUGCGAAGCUACACAAAGGAUGAAAAGUUACUUGUAUAUGAGUUGAACCCAAAACCGGAAAAACCUUGUCUCAAAUUAUAUAGCCCUAUAGUCCACAUCGACACAAGUGUGGUGAAAAAGGAUCCUGAACGAGUGUCCACUUAUGAACAACGGGUCAUAAUAGUAUUUGAUGGCGAGGAGGAGUAUUCGUACAUUAACAAAGGAGAAGCCACAUACGCCAUGCAGCAUUAUAAAAAUUUACUCGAUAUGGGUGUCCAGCCCGAUAAGAUCGCCUUAAUUUCUCCAUACAGAGCACAGGUCGAAUUGUUGAGCAGUAUGAUUGAUGAGUACUACGAGAAAACAAAAAAUAUCGAUUGCAAAAAUACGAAGAUCGGAACGGUGGACAGUGUCCAAGGGAAGGAAUAUGAUAUUGUUAUAUUCACUUCCGUCCGGAACAAUCCACAAAAAAAUUUCGGAUUUGUCGCUGACGUCCGCCGUCUCAAUGUGGCCGUGAGUCGGGCUAAACGACAUUUUGUUCUGAUCGGAAGUGGAUAUAUGUUGAAGCAUAACCAUGGCUCCGAAGUCCGCAGAUUGUUCGAUACCAUACGCAGCCUGAAUCAACGAUUCCAUCCUGCAAUUCUUACCGGAGAUUGGCAGCAAUAUGUCGACUACGAACCGAAGAACAAUUUUGGAUGGAAUUUUGAAAAUUUCAUGAAAAACUCGAACGAUACCGAGAUGAUUGAAUGGUGUGAAGAAUUCCUUAAGAACGGCAGAGACCGUUGCAGAACGGAGACAAAUUAG